UAGCGGUCAGCUGACAGCAUCUCCAAUCUCUCUCUGUUUGUAAAAGCCAUGUUAUCCAGCUUGGUUGGUUGAAAUAUAUAUAAAAAAAAACAACCUACAAACAUGUUGUCUCGUCUACUGAAGGAGCACCAGGCGAAGCAGAAUGAGAGGAAAGAACAGCAAGAGAGACGCAGACGUGAAGCUAUUUCUUCAGCCACGUGUCUGACUGAAGCCCUGGUGGAUCACCUCAAUGUGGGAGUUGCCCAGGCAUACGUAAACCAGCGUAAGCUCGACCAUGAGGUGAAGACUCUCCAAGUGCAGGCGAGCCAGUUCUCCAAACAAACUGCUCAGUGGAUCAGUAUGGUGGAGGGUUUCAAUCAGGCCCUAAAGGAAAUUGGGGAUGUGGAGAACUGGGCCCGCAGUAUUGAGAUGGACAUGAGGACCAUCGCCACAGCUCUGGAGUACGUACACAAGGGCCAACCGCAGCCUGCUUCCUAAAAGACUUCAUGGUGGGAAGUUUACGGUUGAACCUAAAGACACUGCUAUAAAACACUCGUAUCAGCAAAGAUGAAAGCAGCAAUGACUUAGCUCGUCCGCAGAGUGUAGUAAUGCUGAUUGUUACUUUGUUCAGAGAAAUGCUGAAAGUUUGAAAUAGGUCUAACAUCUAUUUAGUGGUGGCUUCAAUUAAUCAAUAAGAUUCUGGCAGUCUGUUAUUGAACAAUGUGCUAUGUCAGUAUGGAUUUUUUUUUAAGGCGUCACAUAUAAAACCUAGGUUGUUGACCUGCUUGUCACCAGUUUUAUCAGUUGCUAAAACACAAUUUCUGAAACUAAUUCCCUCUUUUGUCAAAACUAACCAAACAAGAUAUACACAAAAUACAAAAUUGUAUAACCUACAAUUGCAAACACUUCACUCAAAACUAUAUAAACAUGACUUUCCACAUGCCAACUGCGGUAUAAAACAUUAUGAGGCUUAAGGGGCCACAGACAAAUUGCAACCUGCCUUCUUGUCUGUUGUAUCUCCUGUAAGUGUUUAUAGGAAAGCUUCUUUUCAGCACCUGAUGCUUAAAUUGUGUAUCUAUGUUUAUGCAUUAUAUGUCUAUGUAAAGUUAUCCACUGUUCUUGUCAGACAACUUCACUUUAGAUUGUGUUCCCAUUUAACGAUGGAAUUUUUUUAUUAAUAAAGUAAAAAAAAUGCA
Anoplopoma fimbria (sablefish) is the source of this 1175-nucleotide messenger RNA. It is a transcript of the gene bloc1s1, whose product is annotated as biogenesis of lysosomal organelles complex-1, subunit 1. Gene Ontology annotation, cellular component: BLOC-1 complex. Lineage: Eukaryota; Metazoa; Chordata; Actinopteri; Perciformes; Anoplopomatidae. Bases 103 to 477 code for a protein of 124 amino acids. Gene Ontology annotation, biological process: endosomal transport. The record is from RefSeq and is a predicted model, not a curated record. The transcript has 4 exons.